AUGAUAUUCCUUAUCGGAAAUAGCUCAUAUUUCCGUGUGCUCACCCCUACUACAGUCCUUCAUGACCACCGAUUAAGAGGGUUCCCUGAUAAUAUUUAUCUGAUAGUUUAUGGAAUUUUCCACUUGCUCAUUAUGUAUUUUGUCUUAAAAUGUGCAUAUAUCUGUUUGAAAAUUCGAGUUUUUCACUGGAACCUUACUUGCUUGAUAUUUAGCUGCUCCGUGCAAUGGUUUGAAACUUUUAUCGGGAGUCUGAUGAUUUUACCCUAUGAAUCGGGGUACUGGAUUCUUGGUGAGUCUAAUAUAACCAUCCAGCAAGGAUGGACAGAUAUUGAAUCGGAAAUGAUAAAAGUCCCAAAUUUCUUUAAUUUAUUCUUCCUUGGCUCCUUUCUCAAAUUUCAUUAUAUUCUGUCAAUGGGCACCACUGGACUUUUAUUAGCCGUGGAGCGAACUUUCGCGUGCUAUUAUUUAACAGAUUACGAGAAGAAGCCCAGAAUUCAUUUGGUUGUAAUUUUGAUUAUUGGACAUCAGACAUUCAAUUUUAUAAGUGCGAUUUUACAUUUUUUCCAAAUUCUGCAAAAUUUAGUAUAUAUCGUUUUGAUUGCUCUCAUACCAAAUGUGGUAUCUUCCGUGAUCUUUGCGGUAACCGAGAACUACAACCAGAAAGUCACAAAAACCAUUGAAAACUUUGCAAAUCCCAAUAAUUACACCCUGGCGGCUCGAUAUCAAGCCAAGGAGAAUGUCAAGUGCUUUGCGAUGAUCAAAAAAGUCAUUUUCGCCGGGAUUGGGAUGAUUUUCAUCUCCUGCUCAAGUAUUCUACUAAUUUAUUUCGACGUUUUCCCAAAUCACGUGGAUUUGCUCAAUUUUGUGUUUGAAGCGUCCUUGAAUGUAGGCCCCUCAUUCAUUGGCCCGACACUGAUCCAUUCCGUCGAUGCUUGGAGGAACUAUGAACUUUGUCCAUUUUCCAACAAGAUUGUAGCAGUGGCACGGAAAACUACAAUAGUCAAGGUGGUUCCAGUGGAGUGUGACAAAGAUUCCGAGUUGCGGAAGGAGACGGACACAUAUUUUCGACAAUUGAACAAUUCUUGGUCAUAGUUAUUAGGGUUAUUAGGUUGUAUUAAAAUAUAUAUUAAAAAAUAUAAAAUUUCAUAUAAAUGCA
This is a messenger RNA of Caenorhabditis elegans, 1156 nucleotides long. RefSeq names its product Serpentine Receptor, class E (Epsilon) (gene sre-44). The transcript is spliced from 4 exons. Gene Ontology annotation, cellular component: membrane. Lineage: Eukaryota; Metazoa; Nematoda; Chromadorea; Rhabditida; Rhabditidae. Bases 1 to 1092 code for a protein of 363 amino acids. The record is from RefSeq and is marked reviewed. Gene Ontology annotation, biological process: sensory perception of chemical stimulus.